AUGCGCUCGUGGACCCGGCCUGCUCUUCGGUUCCUUCCAACAUCCUCUCUCAACCUGGAGGCUCUCGAUACCUGGAUAGCAUCCCCGAAAUCACUUGCGCUCACUGAUGCCUUUCAUUCUAAUCACCUUUCAGAUCUCUACAUCACUCUACCCACUCGCGACGGCACGCGUGGUCGCCCGUUUGCGUCCCCUGUAGAAGGUACACCUCUUGGAUAUGGACACCACCUUGCCUUCUUCCACCCGCGUAAUCCUGAGGCAUUACUGCGCACAGAUGGGACCGACGCCGACUUCUGUCCGCCUGAACCAUUCACACGCCGGAUGUGGGCGGGUGGUACCAUGACAUGGAACAAGGAAAGAGAAUUGAAAGUAGGAGAGAAAGCUACUGCAGUGUCUACUGUAGCCAAGGUCGAGAAGAAAGGAUUUGAGGUCGGGAAGCCGAUGAUAUUCGUCAAACAGAGAAUUGAAGUGACUGCGGAAGGACGAAGUGAACCUGGGAUGGUGGAGGAACGAGCGCAUGUCUACCAACCAUCUGUAGCUAGUAUAGGGAGCCGCGUACCCCUGAACGAUCUCUCAAAGUCUGAGUUUUCGUUGUCGUACACUCCGACCCUGACGACGCUAUUCCGUUUUUCUGCUCUCACAUUCAACGGGCAUCACAUACACUUGGACAAGGAUUAUGCGCAGAAAGUCGAAGGAUAUCCAGAAAGACUCGUUCAUGGGCCCCUGACAGCCCUUAUGCUUCUGGAGUGUCUCAUUUACCACCGACCAAGGGCCAGACUGCGCACCUUCAGCUAUCGUGCACACAAUCCAAUUUUUGUAAAUUGUGCCGCGACGAUACAUGGUGCUAUUGUGGCAAAAGACAAAGCGGAAUUGUGGUGCGAAAGCGAUGAAGGGGUUGUCGGCAUGACGGGCGUUAUUCAGUUCGACGAAUAG
Molecule: messenger RNA, 930 nt
Organism: Suillus discolor
Lineage: Eukaryota; Fungi; Basidiomycota; Agaricomycetes; Boletales; Suillaceae
Exons: 3
Coding region: 1-930 (309 amino acids)
Cellular component (GO): mitochondrion
Molecular function (GO): (3R)-hydroxyacyl-[acyl-carrier-protein] dehydratase activity
Source: RefSeq, a predicted model, not a curated record